This is a messenger RNA of Brassica napus (rape), 1005 nucleotides long. RefSeq names its product putative expansin-A17. Lineage: Eukaryota; Viridiplantae; Streptophyta; Magnoliopsida; Brassicales; Brassicaceae. The coding region runs from base 1 to 687 and encodes 228 amino acids. Gene Ontology annotation, cellular component: extracellular region. The record is from RefSeq and is a predicted model, not a curated record. Gene Ontology annotation, biological process: plant-type cell wall organization. The transcript has 3 exons.
AUGGCGGAAGUGAUGCUUCUGACACCCGCUAUAACUUUUUUUAUAAUCUGGUCAGGUGGAGCAUGUGGAUAUGGCGACCUCUACACCGAUGGUUACAAAACAAACACGGCGGCGUUAAGCACUGCACUGUUCAACGACGGCAAAUCAUGCGGAGGUUGUUACCAAAUGGUGUGCGAUGCGACCAAAGUGCCACAAUGGUGUCUUAAAGGGAAAUGGAUAACAAUCACAGCUACUAACUUCUGUCCACCCAAUUACGCUUUACCAAACGAUGAUGGAGGUUGGUGCAAUCCUCCAAGGCCUCACUUCGAUAUGGCUCAGCCUGCUUUUGAGACCAUCGCCAUUUACAGAGCCGGAAUCGUCCCUGUUCUCUAUAGAAAGGUUGGAUGUAGAAGAAGCGGAGGUAUGAGAUUCACCAUGAACGGUAGAGAUUACUUCGAGCUUGUCCUCAUCUCAAAUGUCGGAGGCGCAGGUGAUCUAUCCCAAGUAUGGAUCAAAGGCUCCAAGAGUAACAAAUGGGAGACCAUGUCAAGAAACUGGGGAGCUAAUUGGCAAAGCCUUACUUACCUUAACGGACAAAGUCUCUCUUUCAAAAUCCAAGCCAGUAACGGUAAGAUAAAGACAGCAAUCGACGUUGUUCCUUCAUACUGGCAGUUUGGUCAGAGCUUCAAGAGCAACAUUAACUUCUGAUAACUAUGGACUAGCUACUACUGUAAAUGAAAGCUUGAUUUCUUGAAAUGUAAUGUUACAUAAUUUGAAUACAUGAAACCGACCGAGUAUACGGAGAAAGUGUUAAGCUUAAUAUUAAAUGAUGGCAAACUGUUGUCAAGUGUCUAUUUAUCUCUCCUUAAUUAGUCCUUCCGCUGCUUUCGCUUUUCCCGUUCUAUUCGACAAAGCUGAGAUUCCUACUUUCCUCUCUCUCAUCUUCUGCAAAUACUUCACCUCUCCCUCUUCCAAUGCCAAUCUGCCAUUUUCACCCCAAAAAAUUAGAUCCUUUUUCACUAACUA